CUUUCUCUCUCUAACAUGGCUAAACAUUUUGUACAACUCAGUUUCAGUUUCCUCCUGAUACUUAGCUUCAUUUUCUGUGCAACCGAAGCACGUCCGUUCAAUAUCUUAAAGUCUCAUGCCUCUGCUAAUAGAGGCGUUGGGGGCUUUUUUGAUGCCCUAAAUCUAGGUGCCAUCAAGAGUUCAAGUCCAAGCCCCGGUGAGGGACACAAAUUUACCAACUAUAAUAUAUUUGGAGGAAUUAAGGACUCUGGUCCCACUCCCGGUCAGGGACACACAGUUACUAAUGCUCAAACACUUGGAGGAAUUAAAGACUCUGGUCCCACCCCCGGUCAGGGACACCCAGUUACUAACGCUCAAACACUUGGAGGAAUUAAGGACUCUGGUCCCACCCCUGGUCAGGGACACACAGUUACUAAUGCUCAAACACUUGGAGGAAUCAAAGACUCUAGUUCGACUCCUGGCCAAGGACACAAAUCCACCAAUACUCAAAUACUCAGAGGGAUUAAGAACUCCAGUCCAAGUCCUGGGGUGGGACACAAUUAUGUUACUGGAACGCACCAAUGACGGUCUUACCUAUUGGUUCUUUAAUUUUACUAGUUUAUAAAUUUGUUAAUUCGUUGUUCUUCUUGGAUUUUUUUUCCCAUGUGCUAUCGAGUUAGAGGAUCGGUUAUUUAGCAAUUCUUUUGUAAAACACCUAUUGGUGUAAAAUCUUCUUUAUAUUUGUCACGCUUCUUUAAUACGAGUAUGUUUUCCUCUUUGACCAGCACAAUAUCAAAA
Molecule: messenger RNA, 777 nt
Organism: Cornus florida
Lineage: Eukaryota; Viridiplantae; Streptophyta; Magnoliopsida; Cornales; Cornaceae
Exons: 1
Coding region: 16-564 (182 amino acids)
Biological process (GO): innate immune response; regulation of developmental process
Source: RefSeq, a predicted model, not a curated record